This is a messenger RNA of Mycena indigotica, 855 nucleotides long. RefSeq names its product Mis12-domain-containing protein. Lineage: Eukaryota; Fungi; Basidiomycota; Agaricomycetes; Agaricales; Mycenaceae. The record is from RefSeq and is a predicted model, not a curated record. Gene Ontology annotation, biological process: kinetochore assembly; protein localization to kinetochore; mitotic sister chromatid segregation. Bases 1 to 855 code for a protein of 284 amino acids. Gene Ontology annotation, cellular component: nucleus; chromosome, centromeric region. The transcript is spliced from 2 exons.
AUGACGACGGUCGAGGCCAAACCACCCCCAAGACCAGCCCUCAUCAACCCCCAACUUCUGACUGAAGCCCUCGGCUUCUCGCCACAACUCCUCCUUGACGACAUCAUCAACGUUGCCAACCAAACUGUGCAGGAUGGCGUGAAUGGUGUCGAGGAUUUUCUACGGAAACGAGCAGACGACAUGCACCAGGACGAGAUGAUCAAUGAGAUUGAGCAGGGCUUGGUGGCAUUCCAAACUCUCCUCGAGUUUCACACGGAUGUUGCCUUUGAUUUCUUCGAGGCUUGGUCUUUGCGCAAUAUCUUUGCCGUCCCCGCAGACUUGCCCCUCGUCAUGCCACACAACCAGAGCCUCGAUUUAACACACACCUCCGAAGAAGUUCAGCAAAUAUUGGAUGAAAUUCAACAAAUGCGGACGGAGAUAUUCAAGGAAAGAAAGCUUCAUCAAGAACUUGUACGUGCCAACCGCCGAAGGAAAGUCGAAACUCAGCGGAUGCGCAACAUAUUAAGCGAACUUGCGCCAUAUGAGACGAUAGACGCACAGACACUCCCUGAAGCGCUACUAGAGCUACAAAAAGUUGCCUCGAGUUUGCCUGAACUGCAGCCUGCGACUAUUUCCGCUCUUACUCAGCUAGGAGAUACAGAGGAAGGCGCUCGUCAAUGGGAGAUGGGGAGAACGGGUUAUUUCAAAUGGGCCACUGCGCAACUGCUCGCCAAAUCUUCGAGCAGUGGCGAAGAUUUUCUGCCGGAAAUUGCUAAUGUGGAGAAGUGCAUCGAGGUCAGCAAUGCGCUCGACAAGGUUUCCCGAGGUCUUGCGUCUGCUGGUGUCGAUACGACAGUUAUGGUGGAUGAUGCUUGA